Molecule: messenger RNA, 823 nt
Organism: Balearica regulorum gibbericeps (East African grey crowned-crane)
Lineage: Eukaryota; Metazoa; Chordata; Aves; Gruiformes; Gruidae
Source: RefSeq, a predicted model, not a curated record
AUGCGUCCCGAUCAAAGUCCGAGUUUCCCGCGGCCUCUAGUGGUUUAUGUAUUACGUAUUUCUGUGUUUGUAAACAGCAGGCCUGCGCUCAGGCACAAGGGGAGUAAAACGCUUUUACACACGGAGCGGUUGCGUUUUGUAAUUUAUUUCAAAUCGGGAUGUUCUUCAAAAACUGCUAACGUGAUCAUAAUGAACUCUGCCUGUAUUUCCAAGGGUCUGGGUUUCAGCCCCCCCGCACACUCCUGUAACGACUGGAUCGGUCCCCCUGACAAGCACUCCAACCUGCGGCCAGUCAUCUUCUACGUGCCCCCUGAGGAGUCGCCCCUGGAGCGGCGUCUGCGGGAGGCACGGCAGGAGGCCCAGGCCUGCGACCAGCACUUCUGGGCGCAGCACAACCGCACCUUCCGCCAGGAAAAAGAAGAGUUUAUUUAUUCAAGACUGAAAGCCAAGGGUCUGGAAAUGAGAGAUGAAACAGGUCAAAAAGCAACACUGAAUGCAGAAGAAAUGGCUGACUUUUACAAGGACUUUCUAAGUAAAAAUUUUAGAAAGCAUAUGCAGUAUAACAGAGAUUGGUAUAAACGUAACUUUACUAUCACAUUCCUCAUGGGACAAGUAGCACUGGCAAGAGCUCUGAGGCGGCUUCGUUGGAAAAAGAAAAAUGUUGGAAAUCGGUGAUCGCAGCUCCAUGAAGAAUGCAACACUAGCUAGGCCUGCUAUAAACUUGUUGUUUAUGGUGAUGCUCAGAAUCCGAAUGACUAAUGUAAUAAUUGCUUGAAUCUGUUUGUUAAACUAUGUAAAUAAAAGUUGCCAUUGGGCUUAAUUU